UCAAGAAAAAAAAAAAGAUCCAUCUCCAGGGAGUCCAGUUCUAUAACAAGCCCAUACAUAAAAAAUUUAUCAAACUUCUGUAAUAACCUUUCGUCGUCGUGUUCGUCUCUUUUAGGGUUUCCUGGUAUCGUUUUGGGUAGAUUUCGCUUCUUUCAUUCAAAUCCUUCGAGGAACAGUGCUAUAUGCUGAUUCCAGCUAACGAAUAAGUAAUUGAUUAGCUUAAAGCGAGAAUGUUAAAACAUGAAAGAAAUCGGAUAAACCGAGUGCAUCAGCUGUCCCCAGAUCAUAACUGGUUACUAAUCGAAACUAUAAAUAACAAGCUCUUGCGUCUUGUUGGCUUUCCUCUUUCUCAAUCAUAAUCAUUAGUUUGUUCUCCAUUGUAGCCUUUGUUCCUAUCUUCAGAAAAUCUGCUUUGGUAUAACAAAAUGUCUGGAAGGAAUCGAAUGCCACGGGGCCCACGUGAGGGCCCAAUUCACCGGGCCCACGGGCCCCUCCCUCCUCACCCUGCUGCUCUUGAAGAAGAACUUGAACUCCAACAUCGAGACAUUCAAAGAAUCAUGGCUGAAAAUGGACAUGUAGUAGAAGAAAAUGUGAGUCUUCAAAGGGAAUUAACUGCUGUGAAAGAUGAGAUUCAUAGAUUAGGUCAAAUCAUCCCCAAAUUACAUGCUGAAAAAGAUGCAAGAGCCAGGGAUUUAAUUGACAGAGGAAUGAAACUCGAGGCUGAGCUUCGUGAUGCUGAGCCUUUAAUGGCAGAUGUGGGACAAUUAAGAAGUGAAUUCCAGAAAUUGACUUCAUUGAGGCAAGAAUUGUCUAGUCAAAUUCAAGGUUUGACCAAAGAUACAAGUAGAUUGAAGGCUGAAAAUGAACAGGUGGUUGGACUUAAGACUGAUAUUGAUGGUAUGCAUAAAGACCUUGUUGAUAUGAGGAGAGAUUAUGAAAUGAUGAAGAAAACAAAUGAAGAACAUGUGAUUCAAAAGGAAGCAAUGGAAAAGAAUCUUAUUUCAAUGGCUCGUGAAAUUGAGAAGCUUAGAGGAGAGCAAAUGAGAACACGUGGACUUGGUGGUGGAGGAUAUGGAAUGUUAAAUGGAAGCCCUGAUAUGAGGUAUCAUCCAGGUGGUGGAUAUGGUGGUGGUGGUGGUUGGGGAUCUUAUGACCACCGAGGACCACCGCGUUAUUGAUAACAACAUCCUGUGUACUUUCUUGCCAGCUGGACAUAAAGGGUAUGUAUGGAUUGAUGCCAAAUUUACAUUUUAUCUGGUGUAAAUAUAAAAUGUAAUGUCAUCUUUAUGCAUGUUUAUGGAUAAUUGCUCCAUUGAAUUUAGAGUAAA
This is a messenger RNA of Lactuca sativa (garden lettuce), 1328 nucleotides long. The record is from RefSeq and is a predicted model, not a curated record. NCBI's taxonomy places the organism in Eukaryota, Viridiplantae, Streptophyta, Magnoliopsida, Asterales, Asteraceae.